CACUAAUCUGAAUCACUUGAGACAGUUCGGCUGCAGAGAAACAUCAGAACAUUGGUGCUGGGACUUCAUCCAGGUUUCAAUCUGAAGAAUGGCAGAUAACGACAUUAACAUCACCAUCCAGGAUUACAGCUUUGAAGACUUCAACUACUUUGAAUAUGAGUAUUACCAAAAAGACACAUUCAUAAAGCAUGUGGUAACAUGGAUCAUCAUUAGUAUCGGCCUUCCUCUGACACUCAUUGCCAUCGGUGCUCUUUGCUUUCUGGUACGAAAGGAUCAUGUGGCUCCAGUCUACGUCAUCAACCUUCUCAUUUCCGACCUCAUUCAGCUCUGCUGCCUGCUCAUUGAGGAGACAAACCUGUUUUAUCAUCAUUAUCUCGUAACUUUGAUCUACUUUGGUGGCCUAGUGAUCAGUGUUAUCUUCAUGGUGUGUCUCUCACUGGAAAGAUAUUUGGACAUCGCCCACCCACUGUGGUACCGCUUCAAACGAAUCAAGAUCUCUGUGGUGGUCAGUGUCGUGGUCUGGCUCUCACCUGUUGUCAUGUACCUCCCUGGGCCUGUGGGGUUUAUUUUUCUUUUGGAAAGAAACAUCUUAAUUGUCUCCAUCAUUCCCUUCCUACUGUUCAUAUUCUUCCUGUUUGGGACCCUCAGAGCCCUCUCUGCUUCCGUCUCCGUCCCCUUUGAAGAAAAACGUCGAAAUGUUGUAAUUCUGGUCUUGGUGCUGCUCAUUUACACUUAUUUGCUGUUACUGCCACUCAUGAUUGUGUUGCUCAACAACCACUAUUUCAGUACUCUGCGUAACUUAUCUUUCAUGUUUAAGCUGAGUCCUCUUGCAGACUUAAUUCUGUAUGUUUUCUUGAGGAAAGAGUCCAUUUGCAAGCUUUGUACCGCUGUGAACUGGUGCAGAGUUGUCGACGCUGACACCAACAUAUAGACAGUAUGAAUGUGGACAACAUUUUGACAGUGAGCUCCAUGGAGGAAGAGAGAAUGAGGAGACAACAGACCAAAAUGUUCUCUCAGUUUAGUUUAUUUCUUACAAAACUUUAUUUGUUUAGCUAUGUUGUUCUUCUUGACAGUUUUAAUACACUUUCUACUCUUCUUAACUUUCUAAUCUUCUGAUCAAUAAGAGCUUUACUUGUGCAGUUGUCAUGUCAGCUUUUAGGACGUGAGAGAAGGUCCUUUAUAUUGUAAAUGAAAUAUUAUAUCAGUCUCGCUCAUUACAUUUUAUUAAUACUAUAACAUUCAAUAAAAAAAAAUCUGUUUCAAAAC
This is a messenger RNA of Labrus bergylta (ballan wrasse), 1266 nucleotides long. RefSeq names its product G-protein coupled receptor 4-like. NCBI's taxonomy places the organism in Eukaryota, Metazoa, Chordata, Actinopteri, Labriformes, Labridae. Gene Ontology annotation, cellular component: plasma membrane. Gene Ontology annotation, biological process: phospholipase C-activating G protein-coupled receptor signaling pathway; positive regulation of Rho protein signal transduction. Gene Ontology annotation, molecular function: G protein-coupled receptor activity. The record is from RefSeq and is a predicted model, not a curated record.